GUUUUGGUCUUUUCGCUGUUAGCAACGCAAAGAACCUGAGAUAGCUGUAAACCCUAUUUUGAGACAAUCGAAUUUUUUUGUUAGGAUUAUAUAACAAAUUGACAAGAGGUGUAACUCCCAUGUUUAUUUUGGAAGAGUGAUUUGCGCGUGUUGUCUUUUUUAAAUAUUGUUAUUUUUUUUCGUUUUAAAAGGAAUUGUACAGAUCGCUAAUUUAGCUAGCAACUGAUAGCCACCUAGCUUCUUAGCAUUGCAUCUUAUAUGCUUCAAGAGGCACGUUGACAUUAGGCUGCUAGCUAGCCAGAUCUUAGGAUUGCUAACAGUUAACAGUAGCGAUCUGUCACACAAACAUACACCUUCUCGUCGUCAGUAAGAAAUUGUGGUGUGAAGCUGGUCGUUUUAAGACGCCGUCUUUUAUGGGAUCACAAUGUCAAUGAAGGCCGGUGGAAAUCGCAGCAAGCCCGGCGGUGGCAACACCGCUGGUACCGCCGCCUCCGGUGCCGGAGGAAGCGGCGGGGGAAGACAGAAUCUGGGCAGGGGAAGACACAGUGGUAAAGGUCCCGCAGCAGUCAUUUUCAAUGGUGUAUAUGCAAAUAUGAGGAUGGUCCAUGUCUUGACUUCAGUGGUGGGGGCCAAGUGUGAGCUGAAAGUGAAAAACGGAGCAGUCUAUGAAGGAGUAUUUAAGACAUACGGUCCAGAGUGUGACCUGGUGUUGGAUGCAGCCCACAGAAAGAGCCCAGAGCCGAGCAUAGCCCCCAGGAAAGAGGAUAUUGUGGAGAGCAUCAUUUUCAAGGCCUCUGAUGUCGUAGUGGUGACCUUCAAAGAUGUGGACCUAAAUUUUGCCAGAAAAGUCUCCUCUGACACAGACAACUUCACAGAUGCAGCAGUGAGCAGUAGGAUCAAUGGCGAGCAUAAAGAGAAAGAUCUAGAGCCCUGGGAUGGAGGAGAGACCCACAACUCUGACAGCCUUGAGUCUCUGGAUACAGAUGUGGCCUUUUGUGAAAUUCUCUCUCUCUCUUCAUCUCAGUCAAACGGGUGGGACCCCAAUGACAUGUUCAAAUACAAUGAGGAGAAGUAUGGAGUCUUGUCUACAUAUGACAGCAGCUUGUCCACAUAUACGGUCCCCCUGGAGCGGGACAACUCAGAAGAGUUCCUCAAGAGGGAAGCGCGUGCUGCCCUGCUGGCAGAGGAGAUUGAGGCCAGUGCCACAUACAAGGCCCGUGUCGCCUUGGAGAAUGAUGAACGCUCUGAGGAGGAGAAAUAUACUGCUGUGGUGCGAGGGGAAAGGGAGACUCACACACUUAGCAGAGAGAACAAGUACAUUCCUCCAGGUCAGAGGAACAGGGAGGCGAUGUCAUGGGGACCGGGACGUCAGAAUUCCCCUCGUCUUGCUCAGAGCUCAGCUGGACCCCCCACUCCUCGACCAGGACCUCACGACUACAGUCCCAGCUCAGGGGCCGAUCAGAGGGUGGUUAAUGGAGGUUCAUCCCACUGGCCCUCACCCUGUCCAUCUCCUACCUCCCGCCCCCCCUCCCGUUACCAGUCUGGCCCCUCCUCCCUGCCUCCUCGGGCGGCCACGCCCACCAGGCCACCCUCCAGACCCCCCUCUCGACCUUCCAGGCCUCCCUCUCAUUCAUCCCACCCCUCCUAUCCCUCCUCCUCCUCAACCUCCUUUUCCCACCAUGGGCCCACAUCGCCAGCCUCCACUCUGCCCAAACGCAUGUCUUCAGAAGGUCCACCCAGGAUGUCUCCAAAAUCACAGCGGACGCCUCGUGCUCACAGAGUGCCACCCUGCCGGACCACUGGAGUCCCUCCAGGAGUGGACUUAAUUUCCCAUAAUGCACCUGGAGAGGUCCCAGUGACUCCACCAACCAGGAGCAGCUCCUCUGGAGGGACAUGGUCCUCAGUGGUUAGCGGAGCUCACAGACCUCGUUCCCCCAGACAGAAUAGUAUGGGUGGAGCCUCCCCUGGCCCCUCCUCCCUCCCGUCACCACAGACAGGAACAGCUCCUGUGGAAACUGCUUCUACACCAACAUCAGCUUCCUCUCCGACUGCUGCUAGCCCCGCCCCCAACAUGGUCGCCUCUCCAUCAGGUGAAGCAAAAGAGUGUCGUGUCCAAGAGACGAGACAAACAUCCCCCACGGCAAACAAGGAGAACAUCAAACCCAUGGACAGCUCACCUAGUAUCACCAGACCAGUCUGUAAAGGACCCCCUUCUAUGGCACCAGACCACAGAAAACAAAUAGAUAAUUUAAAGAAAUUUAGUGUAGAUUUUAGGUUGCAGUCUAGUUCAAACUCAGAGCCUGCCUUUGACCAGAUGAUGACCAAGCCUCCCAGAGAUCCAGCAGACAAGCCUAAAGACCUUCCCUUGGACAAAGCCUCCACAGUGGGGCGGGAGGGCAACGAAGAGGGCGUUGUAGGUAUUGCUGCUGGCACCCCUGGCGGUGCUCCUGCUCCAUCCACCACCACUGCAAACACCAGUAAGCCUGGCAGCCCCGCUGCACUGUCCCCGUCUCCUUCCGCUCCGGACCAGAAGAGGGCGGGGCUGGAUGUGACAUCACAGGGAGUUCAGACGACGUCCACAUUUAGUGGUCCCAAGCAUGAAGAAAAGGAGGAGAAAAAGGAGGCAGUGCAAGAUCAAGUGAGAAAAUCAACCCUGAACCCAAAUGCCAAUGAGUUCAAACCCAGGUUCAAUACGCAGCCCAAACCAGCCAACACCCCGACGCCUCCCCGGCCUCAGGGCCAACCCAGCCCCUCCAUCGUAGUCCAGCAGCCCCCGACUGUGUAUGGCCAGACAGUCUGCUUCCCCCAGAUGUAUCCCCUUACACCAGUCAGCCCUGGAGUGCAGAAAAGCAUAAUAUGGAAGUCUCCAGCUAUGUAUCAGGUUCAGAUGCCUCAUAUGACGGUCAGCCAGUCUAAACCCUACAGACCAGGUAAAGUAUCCAACAUGCCCCAGCAGAGGUCAGACCAGCAUCACCCACAGGGCACGCCCACCAUGAUGCACCCAGCGACGGCAGCAGGACCGCCUAUUGUAGCACAGAGCCCUGCCUACUCUGCCCAGUACUUCACCUGCAGCCCGCAGCAGUUCACCAGUCAGCCGCUGGUCCAGCAGAUGACACAUUAUCAAUCACAGGCACAGCAUGUGUUCAGUCCGGUAAUGCAGGGCAACGCCAGGAUGAUGGCGCCUCCCACACACGGCCAACCCAGCCUCGUCUCUUCCUCAACUACACAGUACCCAGAGCAGACACACACCAUGUAUGGUACGACAGCCUACCACAUGUUGUCUCCAGGGCCAAUGCCUCAGCAGUACCCCCAUCCAAAUGCCACCUUGCACCCUCACCCACAGCACCCCCAGCCCUCUGCCACGCCUACAGGCCAAGCCCAGCAGGGUGGUCCCCCACAACAUGGAGGUCCUCCUAGCCACCCAGCUGCCAGCCCGGUCCAGCACCCACAGCACCAGCAGGCAGCAGCAGCAGCAGCAGCAGCCCAGGCCCUCCACAUGGCCAACCAGGCACCGCAGCAGCAGAUGUUCUCAGCCUUGGCCCCCACGCCCCCCUCCAUGACCCCGGGGCCCAACCCUCAGUCUCCCCAGGCAUCGUUCCCCUCUGCCCAGCAGACUGUCUAUAUCCACCCGCAGCAGGUGCAGCACGGCUACAACCACAACCACAUGGCACACGUGCAGCAGGCCCAUAUGCAGUCCAGUAUGGUGCCGUCUCACCACCCGGCACCCACCCACCCCACGAUGAUGCUAAUGGCUACCCAAGGUCCAGGUGGUCCGCAGCCACAAAUGCCCCAGACUGCCCUCAACCCCAUACCCGUUUCCUCCACCACACAUUUCUCCUACCUAGCACAUCCACAAGUGCAAACUCAUCAUCAGCAACAGCUGUAGAUAGAGGGCGCCAGCGAGCCGAAGGACCCACUCUGCGUCAUGCUUCUCAACCAGAGCCUUCAUAACCAGGCGAUGAAGAGAAUGAGAGCCCUCCCUCUCCACUCUUUCCUCAUCCUCACCAGACAUGCUUCACAUCAGCUUUUCUCUUCCCUCCCUCCCUCCCUCCCAGACUAGGCAAUAAGAGAAUGUUAACAGGUUGAUGCAGUGACAUGUUUUAACGAGCUAGAGAGUUUUUAACAGACAAGACUGCUCCUAUUCAGCCCCUGUUCACAUGCAAACACACACACACACACACACACUUUUUCAGGGGUCCCAAAUUGCAAUUUGAGUCAGCUUGCCAAGUAAAGACGUGACAGAGAGAAUGAGAGUAACUAAUCAGUGAGAGUGAAGAAGAAAAUUAAACUGGAACUUGCAUUUUGUCUGCACCUUGUUCUGAGGAAAAAAAAAUCUUCCAACCUUUAGACAGUAUUAAUCUUACUGUUUAUUGCUGCUGCUAUGUGCUGCGUUUGUUUCCAAACUACAUGAAAGGUUUCUAACCAAACUAAAAACGAAACAUGACAAGAAGCUUCCUGUGAAAUAAACACAUUUUGGCAGCCAAGAGGACAGGAGAAAUGUUAUUUAUGAAAUUAUAAUGGCUGAGGUGAUCAGAUCCCACUUCUCACCUGACCCUUAUGUAACUUUUAAGUUAAAACUUUUACUUUGUAGAUAAUAUAAAUAAUUUAAAAAAUGAGCAAAAAAAUUUAAAAACAAUAAAAAAGUUUUAAAAACUGAA
Micropterus salmoides (largemouth bass) is the source of this 4658-nucleotide messenger RNA. It is a transcript of the gene atxn2, whose product is annotated as ataxin 2. The coding region runs from base 425 to 3886 and encodes 1153 amino acids. Gene Ontology annotation, biological process: cytoplasmic stress granule assembly. Gene Ontology annotation, molecular function: RNA binding. Gene Ontology annotation, cellular component: cytoplasmic stress granule. Lineage: Eukaryota; Metazoa; Chordata; Actinopteri; Centrarchiformes; Centrarchidae. The transcript is spliced from 26 exons. The record is from RefSeq and is a predicted model, not a curated record.